Messenger RNA from Ictalurus furcatus (blue catfish), 2126 nucleotides. Its product is annotated as caspase recruitment domain-containing protein 10. The transcript has 19 exons. Gene Ontology annotation, biological process: regulation of apoptotic process. Gene Ontology annotation, molecular function: protein binding. The coding region runs from base 21 to 2126 and encodes 701 amino acids. Lineage: Eukaryota; Metazoa; Chordata; Actinopteri; Siluriformes; Ictaluridae. The record is from RefSeq and is a predicted model, not a curated record.
UUUCUCCUACAGCCUGGACGAUGAGCGGUGGGAGUGAGUGGGCGGGACAGUGUGAUAUUCCCCCUGAGGAGUUUCCAUGGAGUGAGGAGGUGUGUGAGGAAUUGUGGGAACGUGUGGAGGGGGUGCGGCACAAACUGACUCGAAUCCUGAACCCAGCUAAACUUACACCAUAUCUGCGUCAGUGUAAAGUCAUCGAUGAGCAGGACGAGGAUGAAGUGCUGAACUCCACACAACUUCCCCUACGCAUCAGCAAGGCUGGUCGUUUAUUGGAUAUCCUGAGGGGGCGUGGUCAGCGUGGAUUGCAGGCCUUCAUGGAAUCUCUAGAGUUUUACCAUCCUGAACAGUACACACAACUGACGGGCCAGCAGGCCAUGCAGCGCUGCUCCAUGAUGCUCGAUGAGGAAGGUCAUGAAGGUCUGACCCAGUUCCUGCUGUUAGAGGUGCGAAAGUUGCGAGAUCAGUUGCGUAACAGUCGCAUGUGCGAGCGGCAACUCUCGCAACGCUGCCGUGUAGCUGAGGACGAACGCAGCCGAGUGGAAAGGAAAAACCAGGAACUCAGACAGGAGCACAGCCAGCUAGAGAGGUUGAGGCAGGACUGUGAGGCAGGAGCGAGGGAGUUGGGUCGGCUGAAGGAAAGACUUUUGGAACAGGCAGUAAAAUAUUCACGAGCUCUAGAAGAACAACGUAACGCGUCCACCCAAGAGAGAGAAUUACUGUCACAGAUAGAGCAACUGAAGAACAGACUAAAGGAGGCAGAGAAAAGUGCUCAUGGAGACUCUGCCCACUCAGGGUCUGUCACAGUGAGGAGUGGAGUGUGUGUGAGUGUGUGUGGUGCCCCUGCUGGUCAGAAGGUGGUACUGCAACACACAGAUUCGCUGAGACAGCGCAUCACUGGUACACAGGCACUGCUGGAUAUUCUUCAUCAGGACCAGAGGGAAGCAGCAGAACAGAGGAAGGAGCUCUGCAGUACCAUUAUCAGACUUCAGGGGGAGUUGGAGAGUGCUGAGACGGUUAGAGAAAAGUUGGAGACUCAGUGUGAGCAGUUACAGUUGAAGUUGCGGACUCUGCAGUUGGACUGGGAGGAGGAGCAGAAGAAGAGUUUGUCUUACUUCAACCAAAUCAUGGACCUGGAGAGAGAGCGAGACCAGGCUCUGCGCAGUCGGGACAGUCUGCAGCUGGAGUUCACUGACUGUCUGCUGGAUAAGAACCGUCUGCGUAAAUGCAUCACCGAGCUGCAGGGCAGAGUGGAACAGCUGCACAGAGAGCUGGAGAGAGAGAAGGACAAGAACCAUGAGCAGGAACGCACACACUCACAGUGCUGCAGUCACGGGUCUCACCUGUCUCUGCUCAGUGAGGAGUGUUUUGGGCCGUGCUGUUCACUCAGUCUGACCUCCCACGACAGCUCACUGCUACUAAAUAAGUCUCCCUUAAAUGGUCAGAACGGUGAGCACUCAGAGGACUCCCACUACAACUCUGAGGAGAACCUGCACAGUGCAUUACACAGUGCUAAGGAGAUAAACCGACUCUCCACCUUCCCGUUCCCUCCUCACAUAAACUCCAUCAACCGACGAGUCAACACUGAGUUUGAUUUGGAUUCAUGGGGCAGUGAUGAAACAGAGAACAUCACAGACACUGAAUCAUCACUGUGGGAUUCAUGCAGCUCUCUACAGUCCUACUUCUUACCUCCUGAUCCAGUCAACCUGCUGCCAAAUACACACACACAUCACACACUGGAGUCAGACCCCACACCUUCCCCUCCCCCCACUAACACAAGUCUGGCUGAUGACAUCACUGUUGUCGGGGGCAACCGCACUGGUAUAUUUGUGCAGACGGUGAGAGCGGGGUCAGCAGCGGAGAGGUGUGGCCUCAGAGAGGGCAGUGAGUUAAUAGAGUUGGAGGAGGUGUUGUUUUCAGGAGGUCGUGUUGAUCUGAGUCAGUGUACAGGUGCCGGUGGAGCCUUGCAGCUGCAUUAUGAAGAAGAGCCAGAGAUGACUGAGGAAGACCCCAAGGAGGAGAGCAGCAAGGUAGCCGGCGAGCGCACUCCACUGCGGGUUGGCUGGACGAGGAUUGAAAAUGAGAAUACAGAGAAGGACAAAAUCGCAGAUGAGCUCCUGUACAGCUUCUGA